Molecule: messenger RNA, 234 nt
Organism: Miscanthus lutarioriparius
Lineage: Eukaryota; Viridiplantae; Streptophyta; Magnoliopsida; Poales; Poaceae
Source: the annotation of a GenBank genome assembly
AUGUCGGUGCUGACAGAGUGUUUGGAGACACCAACUUAUCCACACCCACCAGAAGGAAAGUACUAUCUGGUCGACUCGGGAUACGCCGUGAAAAAAGGAUAUUUGGGCCCUUAUCGAAAUGCAAGGUACCAUCUUGAUGAGUUCAAGGACAGCGCAGCACCUACAGGUUAUGAGGAGCAAUUUAACUUCCGCCAUUCAAGUCUACGCAAUGUCAUCGAACGGGCAUUUGGGUGA